Messenger RNA from Bursaphelenchus okinawaensis, 1616 nucleotides. The record is from the annotation of a GenBank genome assembly. Lineage: Eukaryota; Metazoa; Nematoda; Chromadorea; Rhabditida; Aphelenchoididae.
AUGGGAUCGUUUAGUCGAUGGACAGCGUACGGAGCCGGUGGACGAUGCCUGAGGCUGUCGUAUUUAAGUACCAACUUGUUGUCAGUGGUAUGUUCUGAUUCUAUCUUCUGAAUUUCGGCAACUUCCGACUUUUUUAGCCUAUUUUACGAUUUUUCUUCACACCUAAAAAAUGCACAACGUUUUACUUACAAUAAGUUUCGAAAUAAUUAGUUUAAACUAUAUAAAAAUAAUGGUGUAAAUUAAUAUGUUUUUGUGUAGAUGUUAGCAGGAGCAGUGUUCGUAUAUGGUUGUUGGAUGUACCACAACUACUCAGAGUACGCUGAAUUGUUGGCGCCCAGUUUGUACGUUGAUGUUAGCAGAAUCAUGAUCGUUGUCACACUUCUGGCCAUAUUCAAUGCGGUUGUAUCAACGUAUGGUGUGUUCAAAGAGCUUCGAUGUAUGAUAUAUUCGGUAAUAUUGUUUUGUUAACAUUGCUAGUUUAGUCUAACAUUACAGAGUAGUGUGUUGUGUAAAAUUUUACUUUUUAUGUAACUGUAUUUCAAUAUGAGGGUUACAUUUCAAUGUUAUUGUUUCAGUUCUCAAUCGCCAGCAUCAUCAUCUUCAUCAUGCUAUUUAUCGGCGGUGUUAUGGGUUUUGUUUUUCAGUACAAGCUCCGCCAUCAGAUUCCGCUGGACUUAAAGAUGUAUACUUCAUUAAGGGAAUUGUAUGGUAAUGAGGAGUGGCCUGAUGUCACGAGAGCCUGGGACUCGCUGCAGACCAAUGUAAGUUCAAGAAAACAAUUUUUAAUAAUUAGUUUCGAUGCUGCGGCGUGAAUGGUACUGACGACUGGAGGAUCUGGGGCCAAUCCAAAUGGCACAUGCACUUGAAGAACGAGACCAAACCCAAGAUGCCCGACUCGUGGUAUGUUGGUUUACAUUGUUGUUGUUUUUAUGUCUUUGUUCAUACUGUAGACAAUUUGUGUUUUGAUCGUUAAUUGUGUCGCAUUGAGGUAUUUUUUGAAUUUGCAAAACGGGAUUAAGACAAUGUGAUUAAGUGAUAUUACCGUAAAAUUGAUAUUACCAUGAUUAAGAUGUUAGUGAUAUUACGAUGAUUACAAGGUUAUGUAGUGCCCUAAAUCUUUACGACUUUCAGUUGUCCGUCGGGGAGCGAGGAACAUUGCCGGAACUCACAUCUCACGUCCAUCACAAACACUCCGAUUUACAGCGAAACAUGUUAUAAGCCAUUGAAGAAGCAGCUAUUGUUCGUGGUGAACACAGCCAGCUGGCUGUUGAUAGUCGAGAGUGGGGUCUUGGUAUGUUUGGUUUCAUCUUAAUUGUUACUUAAAGACGUAUUCAAUAGAUAUGAAUAGAUGAUGACUUCACUUUAUUUAUACAUUUGCAGUAAUGAUGAAUGUUACUGCGGUGUAGCAUGUUACUUUAUGGGUAUUUUUAUGUCAUAUGCCAAAUUUUAGAAUUACUAUGGUUUCAACUUUGUUUUUUAAAACCGUAAUUACCAUUUUCAUCGUUUUAUGGUUUACAUAUUACCUUUACCUUGUAUAUUACCAUGACUAACUAUGUGCAUUUCAGCUGAUACCCGCUUUCUUCGCCGCAAUGUAUGCGCGUUUAAUAAAAAAGUAG